GACGUGAGAAGUCGUAUAUCGUAUAUCGUAUAUCUAUCUCUCGAUCAGGCGCUCUCUCUCUCUCUCUCUCUCUCUCUCUCUCUCUCCCGAUUUCUGCAAAUCUGCUAUUGCCCAUCGCAUACUUCUCCCACGCUCACCCAAACUUCAAUCAGGCAUGAACAAUACCCAACCCUCUCCUUCUACCCUCCAAACUCCCACCAAAUCUUAACUACCCAUUAACUAAUAACUAACCCCCCAAAACACCACCAAUUCAGAUUUGACCCCCCCAAGAAAUGGACCAAAACCCAAGACCCAAAAGCCUCCUCGACUCCGUCGGCGAAGAAAUCAUCAGAAUCGUCACCCCCGUUUCAAUCUGCAUGCUCCUGGUGGUCAUUUUAGUCACCGUACUGAGCGACGACUCUGAAUCUCUAUCAUCCUCAAUGACCACCGUAGCCACCGUAGCCUACACCGAGGACAGCUCAGACUCCACCUGGGACAAAUUAAAAGGUGCCCUUUUGAACUCUCUCGUUUUUGUUGCUGUUGUCACUGUCGUUACCUUCAUUUUGGUCCUCCUUUUCUACCUUAGAUGCACUAAGUUCCUUAAAUACUACAUGGGUUUCUCCUCUUUCCUUGUCCUGGGUUUCAUGGGGGGUGAGAUUGUCUUGUUCUUGAUCCAAGAUUUUAAUGUCCCUAUCGAUUGCAUCACGUUUGCGCUGGUUCUGUUUAACUUCACUGUUGUGGGUGUUUCGGCCGUGUUCUUGUCGAAGAUGCCAAUCUUCUUGACACAAGCUUAUUUGGUUGUUAUUGGGGUGUUGGUUGCCUAUUGGUUUACCCUGUUGCCUGAAUGGACCACUUGGGUGCUUCUGGUUGCCAUGGCAUUGUAUGAUCUUGCCGCCGUUUUGUUGCCCGGUGGGCCGUUGAGGCUCCUUGUGGAGCUCGCGAUUUCUAGGGACGAAGAUAUACCAGCUUUAGUUUACGAGGCUAGGCCAGUUAUUCAUAACGAUUCGGUUCCGGGCGGGGGUGUAGUUCAAAGGCGAGUAUGGAGAGAGAGGAGCAAUGUUGGUUCAGAGGGGAUUGGAAAUGCAAAUUCUGGCAGUAAUACUUCUGAUUUGAAUGUCGGAACAUUUCUGGGUAUUGGAAGUGGCCAAAGUGAGACCAAUUUGGUCGAUGCCAGGGAGGGGCUGGUUUCAGGGGAGGACUCUCAGCUCACCGCACCAUUAAUUGAAAGAAGAAUAAACAUUCAUAUGCACUUACAAGAGGAUACCUCGUCCACGGAAAAUUUGGCUCUCGAGGGAAUUGGGCUGGCAUCAUCUGGUGCUAUUAAGCUGGGACUGGGGGACUUUAUAUUCUACAGUGUUUUGGUUGGAAGGGCAGCAAUGUAUGAUUUUAUGACGGUUUAUGCGUGUUAUCUUGCAAUUGUAGCGGGUCUUGGUAUUACUCUGGUGCUCCUGGCAUUUUAUCAGAAAGCUUUGCCUGCUCUUCCGGUGUCUGUCAUGUUAGGCGUGUUGUUUUACUUAUUAACUAGGCUGUUACUUGAAACUUUUGUUGUACAAUGUUCUGUGCACCUCUUGAUGUUCUAGGCAUGUUAAAGUAGGAAUGGAAUACAUUGUUCUUUUGCAGCAAUUUAAUCCCCCCAUGUGCAAAUUAUGGGUAAUCCAAUUUGUAUUGUACUCAAUGAUGUAAACUGCAAAGUUACUUGCCUUCCCUUUGGAUGUGAUUGCUUUAGUCUGUUAGCAUGUCA
This is a messenger RNA of Rhododendron vialii, 1720 nucleotides long. Its product is annotated as presenilin-like protein At2g29900. The coding region runs from base 273 to 1559 and encodes 428 amino acids. The record is from RefSeq and is a predicted model, not a curated record. Lineage: Eukaryota; Viridiplantae; Streptophyta; Magnoliopsida; Ericales; Ericaceae. Gene Ontology annotation, biological process: protein processing. Gene Ontology annotation, cellular component: nucleus; membrane. Gene Ontology annotation, molecular function: aspartic endopeptidase activity, intramembrane cleaving. The transcript has a single exon.